Messenger RNA from Rotaria sordida, 744 nucleotides. NCBI's taxonomy places the organism in Eukaryota, Metazoa, Rotifera, Eurotatoria, Philodinida, Philodinidae. The record is from the annotation of a GenBank genome assembly.
AUGAUUGCUCGAUCCAGACGUAUUUCAAACAAAGCAAAAGAAUCAUCUACUAAUAUUACUUCUCAAUCGACUAUCGAUAAUACUGUUGCAACACAACAAAAACCUUCUGUUCAUUCCCAUCAGCAAGAGUUGUUACAAUUAGACGAUUCUACGAAUGAUCAACAAUGGCAUAGAGUUAGUUCUAAUAAAGGACAACGCAGCAAAGGAACUACAAUUCGACGGGAGACGGUUGAUGAAAGUCAAUCAACUAAUAAAAUGAUCAAAGUAUCAUCAACUAAUUCUGAAAAUCCAAGGACACUAUCAUCAUCAUCAUCAUCACAUAAACACAAUUCUGUUUCACAUGAAACAACACAGUCGCAUUAUCAUCCAUCACGACACCGUUCUGCUCGUGAUCCAUCGACCACACCAGUUCCUAUUUUAACAGAAAAAAAAAGUUUACCGCUUGAUACAUCUUUAAUUGCUACUAAUCGAGAACUGACAUUACGUCAGUUAACGGAACACUUAUGGACAACUCGACUACCGUCAUCAAGGACGGCAUGUUCGAUGUCUAUACGUUCACGUUGUUCAUCAGCACCAACAUUUGAAUGUGGUGGUGUUCAGAAUAAAGCAACAAAAACUGGUCGGAAUGAUAGUGAAAAAGUAGAAAAUAUCGAUUGGGAUGAACCAGAUAUGGCUGAUGAGGGUAAUUCUAGCUGCUUUUAUCCCUGCUAUUUUAUUAUUAAUAACGCUUGGUUUGGUAACUGA